This is a messenger RNA of Hibiscus syriacus, 1263 nucleotides long. Its product is annotated as transcription factor bHLH48-like. The coding region runs from base 1 to 1263 and encodes 420 amino acids. Gene Ontology annotation, molecular function: protein dimerization activity; DNA-binding transcription factor activity. Lineage: Eukaryota; Viridiplantae; Streptophyta; Magnoliopsida; Malvales; Malvaceae. The record is from RefSeq and is a predicted model, not a curated record. The transcript has a single exon. Gene Ontology annotation, biological process: regulation of DNA-templated transcription. Gene Ontology annotation, cellular component: nucleus.
AUGGAGUUGAACGAGGGGACAGCUGGAAUUGGAUCUAAUAAGACGGCGUCGGAGAGUGAUGAAGUGGCGGUACCCGAGUCGCUGCAAGUUACUGAUAAAAUCUGCCGUUUGAUGUUGGCUCCGGUGACCGAUAAUUCUAGUUCUUUCACGGCUCUGCUUGAACCUCCGGCUCUCCAAGCCGUUCAGCUCAUUCAAUCUCCGGACUCGUCUAAGCUUAUUGCUGCUCCAGCUCCGGCUCCGAACGUUGAUGUUUUCAAAGGCAGCUUUCAUUUUCCUUUUAAUAGUGGGUUAAUCGAACGAGCUGCGAAGUUCUCUAUGUUCACCGGAGAUGAUAUUGGUAACAUCAACGGCAAUAACAAAAGCAACUCGCCUGAACCAAGGUCGUACAAUUCAAGCGCCAGUCACCAGAAACCGGUGAAGAGCGAGCCGGGCGAGACCGAGACACCUCAGCCGUUAGUUUCUGAUCCAACGGUGGAGAACCGGAGUAUCAAGAGAAAAGACAUAGGAAAGGUCAAAGGGUCGACAAAGAAAAGCAUAACAGCGGCGGAAGAGAGCUCCGACGACACCGAAAAGCUACCUUACGACCAUGUUAGAUCUCGCUGGGGACAAGCCACGGAUAGCCAUUGCUCAGCUGAGGGAGCAAGGAUAGAGACGAUAAAUGCACGCAUGAAGCUUCUACAGGAGUUGAUUUCAGGAUGCAGUACGAUCUCGAGCACAGCGUUGGAGUUGGAUGAAAUCAUCAAUCACGUGCAGUCCAUACAGCGUCAAGUGGAGUUCUUAUCAAUGAAACUCGAUGCAGUUAACCGGGGAAUUGAUUUCAACCUCGAUAGCGUAUUCACAGUAGACAUUUGGAUCUUUCUCACUGCCAACCUUGCUAUAGAGAUUAUAUCGACAGUUUUCGACCAGCUUGCUUCAGUGCGUAAGCCGGGAUUUUCCUUGGCAGCAAUGUUAAUGUCUUUCACAGGUUUGUUCGGAUGCAUAACCGAGCUAGCUUAUAAGGGUAGAAAGGAAAAGGGCAGAUGGAGAUGGGAUAACCCCACAACGUAUAGGCGUUUCUGUAAUUUUGCAGAUAUAUUGGCCAAUUCUGAUAAUCCCAUCAAGCUCAACUUUUGGCCAAUUCUUUUUGCAAUUGCUCUUUUGUGCUCUCAUUUUCUAAAGGAUCGAAGUUGGAAGGCGUCUCGGCUUUUUCAUGAAGGUCAUACUGCAAAUGCUUCUCAACAGAUCAAUGUAGCUGCGAAUAUGAAGCAGAAGGUUUACGUGUAA